Molecule: messenger RNA, 659 nt
Organism: Perognathus longimembris pacificus (Pacific pocket mouse)
Lineage: Eukaryota; Metazoa; Chordata; Mammalia; Rodentia; Heteromyidae
Gene: Ubl4a
Product: ubiquitin like 4A
Exons: 4
Coding region: 111-584 (157 amino acids)
Biological process (GO): post-translational protein targeting to endoplasmic reticulum membrane
Molecular function (GO): protein binding
Source: RefSeq, a predicted model, not a curated record
CACGGCUUCCGGCGCCGACGAACGGUUCCGGCGCGCGCCUGGAACGACUGCGCGAGGCCGCGGAACAGUUGGGACGGGUAGGAGCCGUAGUAACCAGCACCGCAGCCGCCAUGCAGCUGACGGUGAAGGCCCUUCAGGGCCGCGAGUGCAGCCUGCAGGUGGCGGAGGACGAGCUGGUGUCCACGCUGAAGCAGCUGGUCUCCGAGAAGCUGAACGUCCCGGUGCGCCAACAGCGUCUACUUUUCAAGGGCAAGGCCCUAGCAGAUGAGAAACGACUGUCAGAUUACAACAUUGGACCCAGCUCCAAGCUGAACCUAGUGGUUAAACCUCUGGAGAAGGUUUUACUGGAAACGGGCACUGCCCGCAGACUGGCUGACUCUCCACCGACGCCUGUCUGGCAGCUGAUCUCUAAAGUCCUUGCCCGCCACUUCACUGUGGCGGAUGCCAGCAGAGUCCUGGAACAGCUACAACGGGAUUAUGAGAGAUCUCUAAGCCGUCUCACACUGGAUGACAUCGAACGCUUAGCUGGUCGCUUCCUGCACCCUGAACUCUCUGAAGCUAUGGAGAAGGGGUUCCCCAAAUAGCAUCCUUUGAAUAAGGGCAGGAGCCCAAGGCCAGGCCACAGCUGCAUGUUGCAUUAAAUGUGUUCUCAUGUUGCA